Epinephelus lanceolatus (giant grouper) is the source of this 9191-nucleotide messenger RNA. It is a transcript of the gene syde2, whose product is annotated as synapse defective 1, Rho GTPase, homolog 2 (C. elegans). Gene Ontology annotation, molecular function: GTPase activator activity. Gene Ontology annotation, biological process: regulation of Ras protein signal transduction; cell migration; signal transduction. NCBI's taxonomy places the organism in Eukaryota, Metazoa, Chordata, Actinopteri, Perciformes, Serranidae. The record is from RefSeq and is a predicted model, not a curated record. Gene Ontology annotation, cellular component: synaptic membrane.
GGUGGUGCAGUUCAGCACAGUGAUCCAGGAGUGAGUGAGGCGACAGAGCGGAGGUGACAGCGGAGAAUGGAGAGGAGCUCGUCCGCCCGGCGAGCUUUGACCGCGGCGAGCGAGGAGAACCCACUCGGCCCUUUCCUUCUGGAGCCAGCGUGCUGAAAGAAACUGGAAGGAAUUAACUGGGGGCAAAGGAAAGGAAUGGCUGAUCCUCUGCGGAGGACUUUACUAGCGAAACUCCGGGGGAAGAAAUCCAAGAAAGGAGCGACGGUCGGCGGUGGAUACGGCUCUGCUGCUGCUGCUGCGGCGAAUGGGGGCCGAGAAGGUAAAGAAAAAGUUUUGCAAACGCAGCGAGACUCCGACGAGGCUCGCCCGGUAGUCUUGAUCACAGAGCUGGAUUGCACGACAGAGAGAAUGAGCACGUACGAGAAUUGUGUUGACGGGGCGAUGGUGCAAACAGGGGGGGUUGUGAUAGUCCGGGAGAGUCGCGCAGCAGAGUUGUCCGGCGCACGUCCCCAGGAGCGGAGCAGCAGGGGCAGGGUUCGGGUUAAUGAGGAGCUCCUGGGGGUCUCACUUCAAAGAGACGUGCAGUUUGUGGGACAUGAAUUUCGGGAGGGAGAUAGGAGCCACCGGGGGGCCAGAUCCGCUGGCAAAAUCACGUUAGCUGCGGGAGUCCCGCUUGGAGGACCGCAUGUCCAGAGAAAACACUUCGUCUCGGUGCCGCGGCAGUGCAGCGUCGGGGACUCAAUCGGGUUUGGGGACAAUUCAAAUCACGUUCUGUACCGAGCACGGGUAGAGCCGCAUACCGGGGUCGGUAAACCACCAGAGGGCUGCGUCACCACUGCUGAUAGUGAUGGGACAGAGCCCAGAGACGGAGGACACUCCCGGCACAUGGCAGGGACUGUAGUUAAUGAACACAACGCCAACUGGAGUUUUGACAACAACCAAAGUUUGGAGACAAGCUCGCCAGUGUGCGCGGCUCAAUCACAUCCCAACUGUGCGUCAACAAACACGGAAGAAAACACUGUGAUCAGAGAUGUUGAGACUUAUGAGCCCGAGUAUGCAGGGGACAUUAGAGGGACUGCAGGCGGUCUGCAGAGCCCGACCUUUUUCCCCACAGAGUUAGAAAUAUGCGACAUUAACAUGGCAUCCCUGUGCGCCACAGAGGGGCCACUCAGAUACACUUUAGACAGUGAAGAUGAGGAUUAUUAUGAUAACGAAAUUCUGCCUUUUUAUGAAACCAUCAGGGCAAAAAGUGAUGGCGAUAGAGCAGAGGUUGCAGAGCUGCCACAGCCCGGUCAGGAUAAAGGACAGCUUGAUGAUAGUAAGAGUGCGCAGGAAACAGACAGGCUUAGGAACCAGCUGAAAGAAGCUUAUUACCUUCUUAUCAAUGCUAUGAAUGAUAUCAACCUGGAUGUCCAGCAGAUUAGCGGUGGUUUAACAGGGCAGCAGGCCACCUCCUCUUGUAGUAGCCACUCCAGGGAUAGCCUGUGCUCAAGGUUGUCUGUCAAAAACAUGGACAGUGACUCCUGGUCCUCAGGAGGCGACCACAGCCCUCAGCAGGUGUCUGACACUGACUCACUGCUGGUUUGCCUCAGUGGGAACCUUGAGUCAUGCCUCAGAGGCAGGCUGAAUAGUAAGAGUAUGUUAAACCUGUCCUUGAUCAACAUAAGACCUAGAUUACUGCGCUCAGCUAGUGAUGGCGCGAUCAGGUAUCAAGGUGGACCCACACUCUGUGUUCAGGCCUCUGGAACGCAGAGUCCACACAUCUGUGGUGAGAAGGGGGCCACAGAGACAAAAGUGGGUGAGCUAUCAGAACCUCAGGUCCUUUACAACGCUGUCAGCAGUGAUGAGCUGCUACAAGAUGCUGCAGGCGACGAAGACCGAGGCGGGCAGCUCAACGAGAGCAGCGGCUCGGUCAACAGCCUCACAGGUUCUUCAGACAGCAAUGCUGAUGCAUCAACAAAUCAGGGUCACAACAACAAGCAGGAGCCGACUGAUGCCCGAGCACAAGGGGCCAACUCUGUCAACAAGGGGCAUGGUGUUACUGUCAACAAGAUGCAAGAGUGGAUGCACAAGGGGCGUCUGUUGUCCUCUGAGAUGAAGCAGCGAAUUGAGGGCUCAGCUUUGCCCCGCGGUGGAGGCCAAAGCCAGGACCGGCCCUGUCCUCAGGGUAACCUCGGCGUGUGUAAACCAGGGGUCCAGACAUCCAGCCGUGGGGUUAAAUCUGUCAAGGUCAAGUCACCACGGCAGCAGCAGCCAGCUUUCAUUGAGAAUGUCCAAACCCCCUGCGCUAAUGGCCGAGAGGUGGGCAGGGCCAGCGAGUCUUCGUCGUGGCGGCCACCGCUCACCACCAUCACUGUAUCCAAGAAGCGCAACUGGUUGCAGCAGAGCUCCCUUGGGAAGAAUCAAUGCGCCAAGGACGAGCUGCAGGGAAUGCUGGGAGCUGAGGAGGAGGGUUCCCAUCAGUUGCCGCCUCCUCCCAGUCCCUCUCCAGACCACCUGAGACCCUCAGGGGGAGCACCAACACGGCCGGCCCGCCUGCACCUGCCCCAGGUUAACGUCGGUCAGGCCAAGGUGUCUUCUCGGAGCGUGGACCCAGCCGAGGAGAAUGACGCAGAUGAUGAAGGGGAGAUCUGGUACAAUCCAAUCCCUGAGGAUGACGAACCGGAGAUGUCUCACCGACCCUCCAUUCGGUUGCUGGUCCCCACUCGAGCAGAGCUCCAGAGGAGGCCCAGCAGGGGAGGGGAUGUGGGUCACAGUAGCAGGAACCCAGGGGGCGGCGCCAGUGGAGUUGGGCCUGAGGCGCACGGGGAAAGCCUUGGUGGCUGUGGCAGUUUGGGAGAUGGAAGUCAGGGGAAUGCUGUACAUUCCACAGAGGCACUACAUCUGCACAGACAGAUGCUCGCGUGCAAACCUCAGGAGGAGGGGGGGCCUUCCACCAGCAGAGCCACAGAUGGUCCAGACCUGCCCAAUGCCGUCGGCUCCCCUCCCUCCAGCCCAAACCCGGCCAAGAAGAGCAGCUCCAUCAACUGGUCCUUCCCAGACAAAAUUAAGUCCCCGCGCACUGUAAGGAAAAUCUCCAUGAAGAUGAAGAAGCUUCCGGAGCUUAGCCGGAAACUCAGUGUCAAGGGGACCCCGAGCAGCAGUAACAGCAACAAUGGCACCGGAAGCAGUCAUUUAGAGCCCAGAGCCCAUUCUCCCCGAAACAACGGGAGCGGGUCGGAGGCCACCCCCCAUUCCUCAGGCCCUCCCAGGUUAGCUGCGUCUGGGGGUGGGCAGGCCAGCCGUAAUGUGAUCUCACGCUACCACCUAGACAGCAGUGUGUCAACACAGCACAGCUUCAGCAAGAAGAAAAGCAAUGGCAGCUCAAAGUCCGCCAGUAAAGGUGGCUACCUCAGUGAUGGCGACUCACCUGAGCUGGUGGCCAAAUCUGGGAAGCACAGCUCUGCAGAGGGGAAGGGAGGAGGAAAAGGCAAGGAGAUGGAAGCAGGGGGCGGAAGCUCUAAACUCAAUGGCACAGAGCUAGACAUUGAUGCUUUCCGCCAUUACAGCUUCACAGAGCAGCCCAAGUGCAGCCAGUACAUCUCCGGACUGAUGAGCCUACACUUUUAUGGCGCUGAGGACCUCAAACCUCCACGUAUUGACUCUCGAGAUGUCUAUUGCGCCAUCCAAGUGGACUCAGUUAAUAAAGCACGAACCGCUCUCCUCACAUGUCGAACUACCUUCCUAGAUAUGGACCACACCUUCAACAUCGAGCUGGAGAAUGCCCAGCACCUGAAGCUGGUAGUGUUCAGCUGGGAGCCCACGCCGAGACGCAAUCGCGUCUGCUGCCAUGGCACGGUGGUUCUGCCUGCGCUCUUCCGGGUGACACGUUGCCACCAGCUGGCGGUGAAGCUGGAGCCGCGGGGGCUGAUCUACGUCAAGCUGAGCCUGAUGGAGCAGUGGCAGAACUCGCUGGAUGGUGGACCAGACGGAGACAGGGAGCCCCAGGUGUUUGGUGUGGAGGCGUGGCGGGUGGUGGAGAGGGAGAACACAGGACAGAUGGUGCCGCUGCUUAUAAGCAAGUGCAUCAAUGAGAUUGAAAAGAGAGGCUGCCAGGUGGUGGGUCUCUAUCGUCUGUGUGGAUCUGCAGCUGUGAAGAAGGAGCUCCGGGAGGCGUUUGAGAGAGACAGCCACGCUGUGGAGCUGAGUGAAAGCACGUAUCCUGAUGUUAACGUCAUCACAGGAGUACUGAAGGACUACCUGCGAGAGCUGCCCUACCCUCUCAUCACCAAGCAACUGUAUGAGGCAGUGUUGGAGUGCAUGGCCACGAGGCCUCUGCGGAUAGGAGCGGCGGGCUGCGAAAACGACCAAGCCGACUCGGAGCACACUGUCAGCCUGCUGGACAACCUGCCAGAUGUGGAGAGGAUGACACUGCAGAAGCUUCUUGACCACCUAAAGCUGGUAGCAUCCUGCCAAGAAGUGAACAAGAUGACAUGUCAGAACCUGGCGGUGUGUUUCGGCCCGGUGCUGCUCAGCCAGCGUCAGGACGCGUCCUGCCACACCAACCGAGUCUUCAUCGACUCCGAGGAGCUGGCCAGCGCGCUGCACUUCAAAAAACACAUCGAAGUCCUGCACUACCUGCUGCAGCUCUGGCCAGUUGUGGACCCACAUGGCCGAUCCUCCUCCCAGCCCCAUACAGCUUCUGUGGCUCCAGCCUCAUCUGACCUGCUGUCAGCUCCUCCCCUACGGCGGAAAAAAGAGCGUCCCCAGGUCCUGAACCUCUCUGAAGCCGAGAUGGCGGGUGUUCUGCGGCCCAAGCCAGGACGUUUGGACAGCCCCAGCAACCGCUAUGCUGGUGACUGGAGCGGCUGCGGCGAGAGCUACUUCCCUUGUGACAUCCUGUUGCCUCCCAGCAAAGAGGAGGCGGACUAUGAUGAUGUGCCCUCUGAGGACACGGAGGCAGCUGAGGAGACUCAGGAGAAGCCUGAGGAUGCAGAGGAAGAUAAAGGGCAGAUGGUCACAAGCCCCGCGUCUGAUCCUGCUGAGCAGGAGCAACCUCAGAGAGAGGAGGUGGUGAAGGAGGACAAAAAGGAGGAAGAGGAGGAGGAGAAGCAAGAAGAGAGUGAUAGUUCAGGCAAUGGGCAGCCAUUAGAGGACAAGGAGGAGGAGAGGGUGUGCGACCACAUCCUGCCUCCUCGCCUGCCCAAAGAGCACACCUACCAGGCUUACAUGAAGAUCCAGGAUAUCAGCCCCGUGCUAAGCAACAGGGUCAACCUGAGAGACCUGCAGGAGAGCAUCGACACUCUGAUAGGAAAUCUGGAGAGAGAGCUCAACAAGAACAAGCUCAACGUCGGAUACUGACUCUUGCGACAGUGACACACACACACAUCCAAUCACACACUCAUAAAGCCUAAUAGGGUUGGGAGAAGACCUUCUUUACCGAUCAAGGUGCUUCAGGAUACAGCCACAGUGUUUCCAUGGAGACCCUGUAUUGUUGGUGCGGUGCUGCUGUAAAAAGGACGAGAUGAGAAGAAAAGCAACGGGGCACUUCUGGCAUUUGUACCUUACCCAUAGACAUUCCCUAAUGUUUUUAUUUUUGCUUUUAUUUUGUCGACUGUCUUACUUCAUGUUGUUGGUUUGUCUCAGUCCGGUUCUGUGUUCCAUGUUGUUAUUGUUGCUUCUCUUCUUAUUAGAAGAACCCAUUGACCCCUCAGGGGUUUAAAAGGUGCCUUAAUUGUGUGAAGGUGGUACGUCAAGAGGAGAAUCCACCCUGAAAUGAAAUGCAUUCCCUCCUGUGAUCUUGAUACAGUGUUGACAACCAAUAGGAAAACCUUUAUGAUGUCAUGAAGAGCUGGUUUCACGUUGACAAAGGCUGCAGUGUAUCUUGUUUUUUAGCAGGUAUGAAUCCACCCUUGGUACUAUGGAGCUUUAUGCAUGCAAGCUUUUAAGCAGUGAUACUGACGCCAACAUUUGUAGAGAAAAGUUAGAGAUAGACUCUUUAAAAUUGACCAUUUUCUUACCAAGACAUCCCAGUGCUUGCCAAAAAAUUCUUAUGGUGAAGCAGCAUUUGGACACUAGACACUUCCACAUCUAUGCAGUGGUAGGAAUAAAUCUGGGAUGCAUUAGGCCUUUCAAUUAAGAAUUGGUUUCCAACAAAAAUAUGUAAUUAGGUAAUUACAUUAAUAAAAACUAAUCAUAGAAAACAAAAUCAUGUCGGUUUUACAGUCGAGCCAGGCCCUCUAUCACUUUGGCAGUGAAAGAACUAUGUUCUAGUAUUUUCUUGAACCUCACUGUUAUUGUCCAGAACAUUGGUCUCUAAUUCUUAAGGGGAAAACUCUGGGAUUUGUUUCUGAAUUCUAGUAGUUUCUAGCUCCUACCGUAUAUUUUUGAGCAUGUAAACACAGUGUUUAGUAAUACAAACCAAGAUCACAGGAGAACCAGAGUACAUUCUGUUUGAGGGUGGAUUUCCUUUUUUUUAAGGCAGCAGAGAGCUUUUCUAUUGAGGUAUGAAACACUAAAUGUUGUACAACAAUAAUGCACUUAUGAGGCAGGCAGUAGUUUAGAUUGUCAUUAUAGUUCAUGCAGUAAAUAAUAUGGACUGUGGACUGAGUCGAGAGUUGAGAAACAGCCGCCACUGAAACCUCCUCUUAAAGAUAAAUAUGAAAGAAUAUGGCUUGAAAUUUAUUUUACGUUCCGCAUUGUGUGAGAUGUUCAUAGACACCCAUGUACAGGCAUGCGUACACCUGUCAGAAUUGGAUAAUAACACUCUUAUCUCUGUUCACAGAAAGCUGUACAGUAAAGAUGUAUUUGAACUUAAGCAGGCAAGUAAAAACAGAGACAGUGUGUUUCAUGUGGCAUCAUAUUCACUUUAGGCUUGGUAUGGUCCAACAUUUUGGGGAACGUGGUUAUUCAUUUUCUUGCCAAGUGUUAGAUGAGAAGAUUGAUACCACACUCAUGUUAAUUUGCUAAAUAUUAAGCUAGAGCUAGAAGAUCAUUAGCUUAGCUUAGCUUAUCUUAUCUUAUCUUAGCUUAGCUUAGCAUAGCUUAGUUUAGCGUAAAGACUGGAAGCAGGGAGAUAAUCUGGAAGCCCAUUUCUGCCAAUGUGACUAAAAAACCUCAAAAUAACAAUGUAGUAUUGUAAGAUAAGAAAAAAUUGUCUGAAAAUAAUUUUCUUGACAUAAUGACUUAUCUUAAAAUAAUAAGCUUUCUCAAAAUAGCGGCCAUAUUGUUUUUCAUUCUGAAAUUGCCUAUUAAAUCAUUAUUUCGAGAAAGUUUCUCAUUUUAAUGACUUCCAGGAUCCAUCACAUUAGCAGAAUUGGGCGUCCAUAGCAAAACAAACAACUUACAAGUGGCGGUAGUGCACCUAAUACGCUGGUUGCCAACUGCCGUUAAAAGACAAAAAGAAGAAGAAGAAGAAGAAGAAGAAGAAACAACUUACAAGCUAAAACUCACCAAUUAACACAUUACAUGUUGUUAGUUUAACCUGUGCUGAUGUACAGUCUUUAUGCCAUGCUAACAUUAGAGUGAGAGUGCUAUCAAUCUUCUUCCUCUGCAAGAAACUCAAACAAGCAAAUUUCUCAAGAUGUUGAGCUAUUACGUCAAAUACCACCAAUCAGUCACCUUCCUGCUUCUCGCAGCUUCUUGGCAAAACCGUGAAACAGACAAAGCGUAAAUGUGAAGCACAAUUUUUGGAGCAGCAGUGGAAACUGUUAGCGGAGGGCUUCAGUUAGUACAACUUAGCUAGCUGCCUAAAUCGACAAAGGACGUUUUCAGCAAUCCAGGGAUUCAGAAUGAUCAGUAUUUAACCUAUAUGUAUAUGUAUAUAAUUAUAUAAAUGUAUUCGGAGUAUAUUAUUUUUACAGCUUCUAUUUCAAUGGCGUAUUUAAAUACUUCUGAUGACCUCGUAGUGUUGUAGCAAUAGUCGCUUUCCCCCCUCCUUCAAGCUACCUGUACACAUCUUAAUGUGCUGGACUAAUGGUACAACGUUAGCUGUAAAAUAUAUGAUAAAAUCGUGCUCUUGCAGAAAAAGUGAUAUUGUUAUUUUUAUUGUAUUGUGUAUAUAUUUGACAUUGUUUUGUGUCUCUGGUGGACUAAGCUGUGUUCAUGAUUAUUGGUGUUUUGAUUUUUUUUUUUUUUUUUAAGGUACUGAACGUUGCAUGGUCAAAAGCUUUACUGACAUAAACAAGGCUCUUUCUCAUCUGCCUUUGUAUUUACUAUUUAUGUGUAAAAAGACUUAUUUUGUAAUGUAUGCUCGUUUGUUCGUCACCCUGUUCCUCCAAUAGAUGGAUGACUGCACUGGUCAAGCUUUUCUUCAGAGGACUGAAAGGCAGACAGUGAUUUGCUUCGGGACACUUCCAAAUUGUAUUUUUUCUCUAUAAAUAUACAGUGUACUCACCAUCAUCCUGGAAUAUGGCCAUUUAUUUCAGCUACCAAACAUUUGCAUCUCAAAUUGGCAUCUACAGUCUUGUUCUAAAAACAUCGUCUUAAAACAAAUGGAAAAAAAUAUGAUCAUUUCACGAGACAGUUUCAGCUGUAAAACUCCAAAAUUUAACAUUUGUUUUAAGAGACAGAUAUUAGAAUAGGCUUGAAGAUGCACAAUUGAUGUAAUGUUUGCAUUUUUAUUUAUAUAUUUUUCAUUUUUAUUUUUCUCUUUUGUUGCACACCCCACCCUCCAGCAUGCUAUCUGUCACAGUCCUGCUGCUUCAUGGUGGUGAAGCUGUGGCUGCUGCUGUCACUCUGAGCGGGUGUGGUGAACGUGAUUUUCAGCAGGGUUCCUUUCAAACCAUCUGUCUGCCCAGGCAACACAAAAACAACCAGGGCCUCAUUUACAGUAAAGAAACCAACAUGGAGAGCAUCACUUAGAUUAUGUUUUUAAAUUGGAAAUUCUUCAGCUGCUGAUUUCUGCCUACAAACACUUCAAAGAUGGAGUUUGACUGGGAUGUUUUUAUGAGGAAGCCCUCUGAGUGAUGCUCAAAGAAAUACAGUACACUUUUUUUUCGUAAUUUCCUCUCCUUUUUUUAACAGAAUAUAUCAACAAACACCUGCAUCAUUUUUCUGUGUUACAUCUUAGAGAGAUUAAUCUUUCUGUCUUGUCCUCUUUGUCCUUUGGAGAGAAAAUAUCACAUGGAAAACAUCACUAAACAAAACAAAAAGUGCUUUGUAUUGAUCCUGAGAGAUGUAUGGUCAUAAUAAAGUAUAUUAUUUUACAUUCA